CAGGCCUCCACAAAUAGCGAUAGCGAUAGCAAUCGCGUCUUACCACGCAGUGGACGGUCCAAGGUGCUUCAAGAGGCCAUGCCAGCGCUUCACCUGGCAGAUGCGGAGGUAGCAGUAUUGUACUCCCUUCGACAGGGUGUGUUUCUCCAAGGCGAAUCGGGGACGCUGCAGGGCCCUCCAUUGGCAGAACUCAUGAGCUGGCUGGACUACCUGGGGCGCGUCUUUCCAGGCGGUGGACACCGUCCAGUGGCAAAGCUUUCAGAUGCUCUGCAUGAGGCGGUUGCUUCUGCGGACGAUAAGCUAUCUGUGGAGGCUUUUGAAAAGUUGAUGGACAACCGGGGGCUGGAUCGAAUACCUCCUGAGGCAGGUCUAAAGCCCAAUGCUUUCUGGAGGCACUGCCAAGGUUUCACCUGUGGCUUGUGGACUCUCUUCCACCUCCUGAGUCAAGCUGCCAAAAGUACUUCGUCUGAAUCUGCUGGCGAGGAGCUCCUGCUGCGUGUCCGCGGCUUCGUGGAGAACUUCUUUGGCUGUGGCUACUGCCGGGAGCACUUCCUGGAGGCCUUCGACGGCUGCAAGCUGGAGCGUUGCAGUCUGGCGAAGGAUGACCUUGAUGGUGCGGCCCUGUGGCUGUGGAAGAUGCACAAUGAUGUCACCUUGCGGGUAGCCAAAGAAGAUGGUCGUGAGAUCCCCAGCCCUUGGCCCUCCGCCGAGGACUGUGAGGAGUGCUGGAUUUGCCAAGAUUGCUGGAAGAAGGGUUCCAGGAGCGAUGAUGAUUUCAAGCGAGCAGCCAUCUUGGCUUAUCUUCGUCAAGAAUUCUCGAGUCCUGAGUGGCACGAAGAAAGGCACUGGCUGUCAGGUGAUUUUAGUGCGAAUCGUGCCAUGCCAUUGGCAGCGGUUUCCGCUUUGCUUCUCGCUGCAGCAGCGCUGCGGUGUUUGCGGUCUGGGCGAGGCGAGGAUGCGCGAGGUAAAGAUGCCAAAGAUAGCUGAAGCUGCUGCUUUGCCGCCUUGGCCUCGGCCACUGCAAGUUGCGCCCGGCGAAAA
Molecule: messenger RNA, 1041 nt
Organism: Cladocopium goreaui
Lineage: Eukaryota; Dinophyceae; Suessiales; Symbiodiniaceae
Source: the annotation of a GenBank genome assembly